AUGCCUCGCUAUCGCGUCUUCCUGGGCGCCCCUCCGGCCCGUCCAGUGCCCACUACUCCAACACACCACUGGCAGACCAUCACAAACGCCGACGAGCACCCAUCGGAGCAGUCGCUGAUCCUCCCGCCGGCGACGCUCGAAGAGGCGGGCCGGCGCGUGUCGGAGUACUACGGGGGGAUCAUCUUUGACGACAGCGACGAGGAUGACACGACGGCGAUCAGCUGGCCGCCCUCCGCUUCCCAGCCCGUCGCACACACGAGCCCGUCCGCGCCAACGUCGUCGUCCGCGUCCGUCCCCUCCCUCCUCGAGACGCAGGAAACGUCGUUCCACACGUACUCGGACGCCUCGUCCAUCGCGCACUUUCCUGCCUUUCACUUUUCCCUGCACGCCCUCACCCCGCUUUCCUCCCUCCCGUCCCACUCACGCAAAGUCAACACGCUCGUUGCGGUGCUCGAGGUCGACGGCCCGGACGUGGUCAGGAUCAAGCAGGGGCGCGACGCGGGGAGGGAGGUGAGCGUGCUCAGGAUGAUCGUCGGCGACGAACGCGCGGUGGGCAAGGUCACGGCGUGGAGGGAGGUCGCGGAGGCGUGGGGCGGCGCGGUCACGCGCGGGGACGUCGUCCUCCUAUCGAACGUCUCCCCCGCCAGCACCCCCAACCACACCGACACCCCCGCCCUCACCGCCUCCCCGUUCCUCGGCAGCGCCCUCGACAUCUGCUACCGCUCCCUCCCCGCCUCCCGCGCCGACGCCCGCCUGCGCCCCGACCUGCGCCUCGCCCGCAGCGACGCCGCCGUGCGCGCCGUCGCCGCCGUCGUCGCGUGGUUCCAGCGCGUCGCGGGCCUGUCCGCGUGAGGACGGGC
Gloeophyllum trabeum ATCC 11539 is the source of this 860-nucleotide messenger RNA. RefSeq lists its product as uncharacterized. The transcript has 2 exons. Lineage: Eukaryota; Fungi; Basidiomycota; Agaricomycetes; Gloeophyllales; Gloeophyllaceae. Bases 1 to 852 code for a protein of 283 amino acids. The record is from RefSeq and is a predicted model, not a curated record.